AUGACAAUCUUGGGCAAAGUCAACCAUUUGGUCGGUUCGAAGACCAAUGACCUGGAGGACUCCAGGGUCGAAGACCCGAACACCCCGGUUGCCAUGGAGGCGAAGGCCGGCGACAACAAAGAGUACGGGGCUGGAUAUACGGGAGAAGCAAAUGAAGUGAACGCCCAUGACGAGAAAACUCCUGAUGAGAACGCCCAAUCCGGUGUGCAAAAAAUCGAGGCUGUGACUUUGACCUGGUCGAAGACAUCCCUGGCCACGAUAUUGAUCCUAAUCUGGAUUCUCACGUUGGUCAAUGGAUUCAAAUCUUCCAUUACCUACAGCUUGACCCCCUAUGUCACCAGCGAUUUCAAGGCCCAUUCACUUCUGACGGUCAUUGACAUCGUCGCCAAGGCAAUCACCGGAGCGGUGUAUAUUCCCAUUGCUAAAAUAUUGGAUAUCUGGGGCCGUGCUGAGGGCUUCCUUCUCAUGCUCGGUUUCUGUGUCCUAGGCAUGAUUCUUAUGGCCGCGUCCUACAAUCUGGAAACAUAUUGUGCUGCUCAGGUCUUUUACUCGAUCGGUUUUGGUGGCCUCGGCUAUUGCUGGGAUGUGCUUGCAACUGAUGUGACAAGCUUGCGAAACCGAGGCUUGGCAUUCGCCUUCACCUCGUCUCCGGGUUUAAUCACUGCAUUUGCGGGAUCUAGAGCUGCUGAGGGGUUCCUGUACAACGUCAACUGGCGCUGGGGCUUUGGUUGCUGGGCAAUUAUCUUCCCCGCCGUGGGCUUGCCAAUCUACGCGCUGUUGGCAUAUCAGUUGAACAAGGCCAAGAAACAAGGCCUUGUCACCCCAAGAGUCAGAAGUAAUCGAAGUUUCGCCGAGAUGAUCAAGCAUGUUAUCAUCGAGUUUGAUCUACCUGGUGUCAUCCUACUCGGAGGUGGCUUUGUCGUGUUCCUUCUACCUUUCACCCUGGCUAGCUCCUCACCUCACGGGUGGAAAACUGGGUACAUCAUUGCAAUGAUUGUGGUUGGCUUUGUGUCCAUCGUUUUCUUCUUUCUCUAUGAGGUUUACCUGGCACCGGUUCCGUUCCUGAAGAAUCGCUUCCUCCUCAACCGCACCGUCUUGGGAGCAUGCCUUUUGGACUUCACGUACCAGAUCUCGUACUACUGCUACGCCAGUUACCUGACGUCAUUCCUCCAAGUUGUUUACAACCUCUCCGUGGCCGAUGCUGGAUACGUCGGAAACAUCUUCAGUGUGGUUUCAUUCGUGUUCCUGUUCAUCGCCGGCUAUCUCAUUCGCCUUACUGGACGUUUCAGAUGGAUUUUGUUCAUUUGCGUUCCGCUCUAUAUUUUCGCGCUGGGACUGAUGGUCCACUUCCGUCAGCCGAACGGAUAUAUUGGAUACAUUGUCAUGUGUGAGAUUUUCUUCUCGAUUUCUGGAGGUAUUUUUAUUCUCUGCGUUCAGCUUGCUGUCCUGGCUUCCGUCGAUCAUCAGCAUGUGGCUGCGGUGCUCGCUUUCUUGUUUGUCAGUGGAAGUAUUGGUGAUGCCGUGGGAAGUGCUAUUUCUGGAGUCAUUUGGACAAACACCUUUGAGAAGGCUCUUAUGCGCUACCUCCCAGAAUCUGCGAUGCCAGAGGUUGCUACAAUCUACGCCAGCUUGCCUGCACAGCUCGCCUAUCCAGUCGGAAGCCCGGAGCGACUUGGAAUUCAGCUGGCUUACGGAUACGCACAGACCAGAAUGCUUGCUGCUGGUACUGCCAUCAUGGUCUUGGGCUUUGUCUGGGUUGCAAUGAUGAAGGAUCUCAACGUCAAGAAGAUGACACAAACGAAGGGCACCGUGCUUUAA
Molecule: messenger RNA, 1818 nt
Organism: Penicillium cinerascens
Lineage: Eukaryota; Fungi; Ascomycota; Eurotiomycetes; Eurotiales; Aspergillaceae
Gene: mirB
Exons: 4
Coding region: 1-1818 (605 amino acids)
Biological process (GO): transmembrane transport
Molecular function (GO): transmembrane transporter activity
Source: RefSeq, a predicted model, not a curated record